Messenger RNA from Eimeria mitis, 480 nucleotides. Its product is annotated as histone H2A, putative. NCBI's taxonomy places the organism in Eukaryota, Apicomplexa, Conoidasida, Eucoccidiorida, Eimeriidae. Gene Ontology annotation, cellular component: nucleosome. The transcript has 3 exons. Bases 1 to 480 code for a protein of 159 amino acids. The record is from RefSeq and is a predicted model, not a curated record. Gene Ontology annotation, molecular function: structural constituent of chromatin; protein heterodimerization activity; DNA binding.
AUGGACGGCGCUGGAAAAGUUGGAGGAAAGGUGGGAGGAAAGGUUGGCGGUAAAGUUGGUGGCAUGGGCAAGGGUGGUAAGGGCAAGGCCGGAAGCGGGAAAGGCAAGAAAGCUCCUCUUUCUCGCGCUGCUCGCGCUGGUCUCCAGUUCCCAGUUGGUCGUGUUCAUAGAAUGCUGAAGAGCCGCAUUUCCUCAGAAGGUCGUGUUGGCUCAACUGCCGCCGUCUAUGCCUCUGCCAUAUUGGAGUACCUCACAGCAGAGGUUCUUGAGUUGGCUGGAAAUGCAUCGAAAGAUCUGAAAGUGAAGAGAAUUACACCCCGUCACCUACAACUUGCGAUUCGUGGUGACGAGGAGUUGGACACGCUGAUUAAGGCUACGAUUGCAGGCGGUGGUGUCAUUCCGCACAUCCACAGGUCGCUGAUGACCAAAGGUCCCACUACGCAGCCUCUGAAGAAACCCAAGAAGCCAGAGCUCGAGUAG